Messenger RNA from Lutzomyia longipalpis, 7728 nucleotides. RefSeq names its product constitutive coactivator of PPAR-gamma-like protein 1 homolog. Lineage: Eukaryota; Metazoa; Arthropoda; Insecta; Diptera; Psychodidae. Gene Ontology annotation, cellular component: nucleus. The record is from RefSeq and is a predicted model, not a curated record. Bases 663 to 3881 code for a protein of 1072 amino acids. The transcript has 8 exons.
AAGAAGAAGAAAAAGAAGAAGAGGACGGUGUUUUUUUUAAUGUUGGUAAGUGUUUUUUCUUAUGAAAUUUCCUGGAAAACGCCACAAUUUUGCCCCCAAACUGGAUAAAAAGUAAAAGAAAACCCUCCGGGAGUGUCACGGAAGCACUAAGUGUUGACGCGUUGAGGUUUUCUUCUGUAUUUUUCUCACAUUUUUCCAAAAUAUUUUCACCAAAUUCUAACCUCACUUUCUGAUGUCAAGUGUGUGUGAGAAAAUGUGAAAUUGUGAAGAAUUUUUUUGCAGUUCUCGUGAAAAACGAAGAAAAAGCCCCAUUGUUUGGUGAAAUUGGAUUAUUUUUGCUUUUGCUCCCCAUCAAAAAGAGGUAGUUUCUCGAUUGGAGGGUGGUGCAGGUGAAAAAAGGCGUGCCUGAUUGUGUGAAAACCCUUUGAUCUACUUUUCCGUGGCUCAUUAGCUGCGGCAUCGCAACAUUCCGGGAAUUGCAGACCCUCUAUUGCCCCCAGUUCUGCAGGGGCAAUAAAAGAGAGCAUUCUAGUGGAUGUUUUGUUCUUUUUCGGAGGUUUUUCAACCAAUAUUUCCGGUUGUUUUUGCUCUGCGCGUGAACUGAGAACGAGAGAGAAUUGAAAGUGGCGCAGAGAGCUUACAAAUAAAUCGAGAGACAGAAAAUGAUCAAUGCAACGGAUUUGCACGCUUUCUUGGGCAAAAUCGACGGUGGGAGCGUUGCGGUGGACCUCCUGAAGAUCGUUCCUGCUGCAAAUGGGAAAAAGCAGAAGAGCAAUAAUGGGAAACUUCGCCUGGCGCUGGACAUGGAGGAUUGUUUAGAUCGAUUCUACGGAGGCUACUACUCGGAUUGGGCAUGCGGUGGACAAUGGAACCGGGCGUAUCAGUUUGUUCAGCUACUUGCAAAUGCAUUUAGUUCAGCUCAAAUUGAGAUAAUUGCUUUCUUCGAUGGGACACUCAGAGAGAAUAAGAGACUUGACGGUGAACGCAGUGACUUUCGCCAGAAGACAAUCUCAGUGCUGAAGCACAUCCGCAUGAUUGGGACGCCACCGCCGAAAAUUUGGUGGCUCCCACCGUCGGGGCUGCGAACGUGCCUCCGGAAUGCAAUGCGCAACAUUAACAUUCAGGUCGUACAGACAAUUCAGGAUCACACAAUGGAGGUCAUUGAGUACUUCCAUGAGCAUCGUCUCGACGGCAUUCUCGGCGUUCAUCCGGAUUACAUUGUUGCCAAUUGCAGCAGGUAUUUCAGCAGUCACGACAUUCGAUUAUCCUACAAGGGUUCCCUUGAGACGAAGGAGUACCACGUGUCGAAACUUCUGUCCACACUUAGCCUCACAGCGGACCAUUUGCCCUUUGUUGCUGUCCUCCUUGGGGGCUAUGUUGCCAUCGAUGAGACUCAACUCAAGGCAAUCUAUGGGAAGCUAAGUGUGGAGGCUGGUGGGGACUUUGAGGCACGCAUCCGGAAGAUUGCUGAGAUUGUACGGAAUUCCCCGACAAAUGAUACGAAUGAAUUUAUAAAGCAUCUCAAGCUGGAGGAUCAUGCAGCUGCCAUUACGGAAUCCGUCGAGUACUACCAGCGCAAAGGGAAGUUCUUGGUACGAAAGUAUUUGGGCAAUAAGAAGAAGAUCUCAUUUGAGGUGAGGGCUGCCGAUGGGGAUCCCGUACCGAUGGCGUCGGAAACGAGUGAAAAUGACGAAGUUGCAAAGAAGAUUCUAAGCGAUGUCAACAAUUUGGUGGAUGAAAGCGAAAACUAUGCAAAUGGAAAGGAAUCUUCUGGUACAAAUGCAAGCGGUACGAAGGAGAAAACUUCCACUGGGGGCCAUUUUAUUUACACCCUACCGGGCGAGGUGCUAAAAACUUCACUAAAUCGCCAUCAGCGUGGCAUGAUGGAUUCCAGGAUUUAUCAACUUCUCACGAAGAAGUCCAUUGUGUUGCCACAGGUGCUAGAAGAUGAACAGAGUCGUGAUGUUCCGUCUGUCCACUUGUUCUAUCGUCCUGCUCGUCAAAUGAUCUACGCCAUUCUCUUCAACUUAUACCACCAAAGAUAUCUGUGUUCAAAGUCAAAUAAGAAUCAGACGAAUGCCUCGAGCGCCCCGAAGCCCGAUGUUGUUGUAUCUGAGUGGAUUUGGUCGCCGCAAAAUGAAUACAAGAAGCCUGACAUGGUGAAGGCGACACAGCUUUCGUGGGCCGUGCCAACGGUGCAGCGUUUGUGGUUCGGGAUGGCAUUUGAGGAUAAGCAACGUCGCAUGAAGGCUUUCCUCACGAUUAUGCGAUCGGAUUCGUUGCUUAUGCUAAACAGGGGGUACGUGCCACAGCAUAUGCUUGUCAUGGCGUGCGUUUUGCGUUACAUGAUUACAGAUCCGGAUCGGAGUAUGCUGACGCGGCAGGAACUCGAUGCAUUCCUUGCCACAGCAUUCUCGCAUCAAUUGCUCAAUGUUGAGUACACCCAAGAGUUGGUGCUCCCAUGCGUUCAUCUCCGUGGCGUCUACCUUGCCACACUCUUUAUGCAGGGUGUGGAGACGGCUUCAUUGGCCAAUGAUGCCUGUGGCAUUCCCCUCCCGUGGCUCAUGGUGAAUCCGUGGCUAUUCUUCGAUGGGAAACUCUUCCAUCUCAAGCUGAAGAUGUCCACCUAUGUGCAGAGUCUCCGUGAGCUGUGUGAUGAUCAAAUUGAGAUUGUUUUGAAGAUUGAGCGCUUCCGGAAGGCCAUUCUCGAGGAUGUUGAGCACUACCUCCUGCCCACACACAUUGAUCACACAAUGUACCGUCCGGGCUUCCUGCCACAGCCACAAGCUCCCAAUCUCCCUCAGCACUUUGGCAAGGGGCAACUCCAUCAGAUGGCCAACAUUCCGCAGGCACCAGCGGAUCAUAGCGGUGCUUACUACAGCUCACAAGUGGCAGCUGCAAGUGCCUCCUACUAUGGGGCACCAAUAACAUCGCGUGUCCUGCCUGGGGCUGGAGUUGAUGCAGCAGCUGGAUGUGUUCCAAUGCGUGGACGUGGAGCUGGUGGGAUGUACCCACAACAGCGUGCCGGCGGUGUUCCAGCAGCACGCAAUGGCAGCCAGAAGGGGUAUCAACUGAAAGUUGGAGCUUCUUACACUCUUCCUGCAGGAGUUGUCGUUGGGUCAUGGGCUGCCGGUGGGAGUGGCGCUCAAAUGCGUGCAGCCAUGGGUGGCGUUCAGAAUGCUGGCAAUGGCAAUGCAGGGCGUGCUAUGCGUUUGGCUGGUCGUGCUGGGAAUGCAGUGGCGCGCUUUGGGGUGACAGGACGUGGGAGCAAGGGAACAGCUGGAAAUCGUCUCCAUCGUGGUCAGGUGGGUGCACAGGGUAGUCGUGGGGCUGCGGGCUAUGCAUACGGCGGGAAAACGGUGCGCACAAAGAAUCGCAAGGGGAAGAAAGAGAAGAAAUCUACAAAGGCAAAGGCAGAAGCAACAGCCGGGACCAGCAAUGGCAAGGAGACUACUGAUGAUGUGACCGAGGUGACUGAGAAUUUGAACAAAGUCUCCCUGGAGUCGUCCACUGUGGAGCUGCAGAAUGGGACCACCGUGUUGGCGUCCGAUUUAGCCAAUUCGAUGUGUGAUGAAAUCCUCAAAGAGGAAGAGAGUGAGCAACAAAAGAAGAAGGCUGAUGCAAAGGCAGACACAGCAGAUGAGGCAGCAGGUGCGAGUACAUCAGCUGUGGCGGAAAAUGAGGUAAUGCAUGCUAAUAAGAAUGGUGUGAGUGGGAGGAAUGAUUCACAAAAUGCCCUUUCUGUGAAGUCCGCCCCGGAAACGGACACGGCCAAGUUGAAGAUGAAAGCGGGGACUGUUGAUAAGAAGACCGAGGAAAAUGGUUCCGGAAGCAAUGCUGUGAGUGGGCAAGAAGGACAAGAUGUGCCUGUUAACAAUUGAGACCGUUAACACUUUCAGAAUUUUUUUUACAACACAAAAUCGUGCAUCUAAAAAAAUGUUUUUAAAGCUACAUGUUUAAGAAUGUCAAUGUGUAUUUUAGAAGAAAUGAAACCUUUUUUUUUUCGAUAGAACUUUACACAAACUAUUAAUGGAUUUAAAGUAGAUUAUUUUUUCUUUUUCAUUUUCCUUAUUUUUGUUUUUUUUUUGAUAAAAAAAAGCAUCAUAGCAUAGAUUUAAGAUUUUAAAAAAUUUGAUUAUAAAUGAAGCUUGAAGAUUUAGAGAGAGAGGCUUCAUUUUUUUUUGGCUAAAAUUACGUUUUCUUUUUGCUAUAUAUUAUAGGCCGUUAAGCAUAUUCAUGAAGAAAAAAAAACAAAAUAUUUUAUGUUCCCUAACGUAAUCGAAAUGUAAUAAUUUUUGCUAUAACUUACUACUAUGUAAUGAAAAUGUUUCAUUUGUUUUAUGAAAAGUAAAUAGACGAUGUUUUAUGGAUUUUUUUUAAAUAAGCAAAAAAUCUUUGUGCGUAGAGCAAGUAAAUCUACAAUGGGAUGUAGGUUCCACAACACAGAGCGUUCAAGUGAGAAGAAAAUGUUUAACGUGCUGUGACAUUUUGUUUCUUCUCCACAGUUGAGCCAUUUUUGGAGUUUUUUUCUGAAUAUUUUUGGAGAAUUUAUUAUAUUUUUAUUUUUCUUCCAUUGUUUUCUCAUGCGUAACACUGUGAGGAAAAUUAGCUAAAUUCUAGCGAUCUAUGGGUCAAUAAUUGAUCUCUGAAAGGAAAUUUUGAAUCAAUAAAAUGGGAUUGCAGUAAAAGAAUAAAAUUUUUGGUACUUGUCUAUUCUAAUUUAUUGCGUGGUUUUAUUUUUGAUUAAAAAAAAUAUUUUUUAGGAACUAACUCACAGUUUUUCGUGCAAUGGUUAAUUUAGCUUUUGACGACUCCUUUGGACGCUUUAACCCUUUAAGGAUCGGUCGACGUAAGACGUCAAACUGACUUUUUAAAUCCAAUGAGGAAAAAACUGCUAGAAUUUUUCAGUCCUCAAACUUUAACUUCAACGUUUUAACAUUGUGAAAACCACUGAAUGUCUUACGAAGGAAUUAAAAGUUUUACUAUAAAAACUACAAGAAUUCUGCGGAAAGAAAUUUAAAACUGGUUAAAACGUUCCAGAACUGCAAAUUCUAGCAGUUUUUUUUUCUUAUAGGAUUUUAGUUUGAAGAAUCAAUCAGUUGUCUUAACCUGUUGAAGACCUCUCAAUGUCCUACGGUGUUAAUUUAGAAGAUCUGCAGAAAUAAACUGCUAGAACUUGUCGUCUAGUUAGUCUAAAACUGGGUAAAACGUUCCCGAACGACAUUCUAGUAGGUUUUUCUUAAAUAGUUUUUUCAUAUUACCUCCAAACGCUUGAGGAGUCUCAGAGACAGUUCCUCAAUGGAAAAUCCAAUAAGAAAAUUAAUCUGCUAGAAUUGACUGAUCUGUAACGUGCUAUGGCGUCCAGUGGUCCCAGUUUGAAUGUCUCAAACUAAAUUAUUGCAGUUUUUUUAGUAGUGACAUCUCUGUAGGGAAAAAAUCUAUUUUUUGCCGGAAAUAUCUUUAAAAAAAAUUUAAUUCAAAUAUUCGUUAAAAUUUUACAAUGAAAAUUAGCUAAAACUGCAAUUUGGUUCUAUUUUCCGCUUUUAAUAUAAUCGGGAUCAAAUAACCAUAAGACGGCUAAACGGUUUAAAAUAAUUAAGAAUUAUCCUUAAAUUUUCAAAAUUAUCAAACCAUUUUUUUUUAGAAAAAAAAAUUUUUUUUAAUAAUAAAAAUAUAAAAAUUACCAAAAUAUUAAAGAAAAAAUGAAGAAAUGGCUCAAAGUGUUGAACGCAAAGUGCAAAAGAAGCUAAAUUGUUAAUUUUGCAUUCUCUAAUGGCUUUUUAGCCCUUUAAAAAUAAAAAUUAACCUACAUCCACAAUUUAAUCCCGAAUUCUUUUAACGAGAACUUUAUCAUUCACCCGAUUUUGACUAAAAAGAAAUGCAAACAUAAAAAAAACUAAAAGAAUACACAGGACACACUGUUGAGAACAGAGAGACAAGGAAAGGUCUCUUUUCUUUGCGUAAAAAAAUGGAUGCAGGGUAGGUUGCCAGGAUGACUAAAGUAUUAACACAACAACAAGAAAGAAAAAAAUAAGAUUGAUUAAUGAAAGGAAAGAUGCGAUCUAAUGGACAGGGUGCUGUGCUCACAUGAAAGCAUAACCCGCAGUGUAAGAAAAUGAAAAGAAGUUUACACAUGCCUGAGGUUUAUUUAUAUAAACUCUAUUGUAAAUAAAUAAGAAACAAAGUGAAAUAACCUACACGUAAGACGAUGGAGAGGAGAAUAAUCAAAAGUAAUUGAGAAAAAUGGAAAAGUGUUGUAAACAAGAGAAUUAAAAAUGAUCUUACACCGUAGAUGGCGCACUGAAAGAGAAUUUUUUUUGUGAGAAAAGAAGAGAAAUGCGCGCUGAACGUGAGGCGGGAGAGAGAAGCAUUUUAAGACGUGAUAGAAUAUUAAUGAUAAAUAAAAAAAAUACCGACUGUUAGUUUUUUAAAUAUUACUAUAUGUACAAUACAAUAGUAUUUAAAAAAUAUUGUCAGGGUUUUAAAUAUACCGACAUAAUAUAGGAACAAGAUGCGUUGGGUGUUGUUGGAAGGCGGUGGCGCGGGGGCAGAGGGGGAGAGAUGAAAUGAGCUGUACGAGAAAAGGGAUUUAAACAAAAAAAAAAAAACGGAUAAAGUGUUAUUUAAAACCCUCAGAAUUAUACAGUCAGGUCUGUGAUGUGCACUAUGAAUAUAUUUUUAUAUAUUUGUUACAAUUGUUAUCACAAAUUGGUGAAAAUAUUACAUAAAAUGUACACCGAGUUGCGAGAGAAGUAUAUUAGUUGACAUUAUAUACUUACACAUGAAAAAUAAAUAAAUAAAACAAUAUUACGUGGGUGGGGGGUGCUUCAAAAUAAUCCCAAAAGUGCGUGGAUUUAUUAUGUGCAACGUGUGUGGGGAUUUUCAGGGGGAAUCUCUCUGAUUUUGGCUAAAAGAAUGAUUUUUUAAAGGCAAGAAAAAAUCGUCAACAAUCCUCACAAAAACUUUUUAAAUAAAUUCUCUUUUGAGAAUAUUUUAAAGCCCCUCGUGAUCACGUAAAAUGCGAAAGCGAACUCGCCAAUAUGUGCAAAUUGUUGCCAUUUUCUUCUCAUUUACAAGGAGAAAAAUAAUAAAUUAUUAAAAGAAUUUAUUAAAGGUGACAAUUGCAUUUUUAUGAUGAAAAAUAGGAAGAGGGAGAAGAGAGAAAAAUGCAUUGAUGCAUUAACUAUUUUUACAUUAAAUUGGUGUACAAAAUAGAUACGCAAAGACAACAUUUUGCGUGAAGAUCGUGAGAAAAGAAGUAUAAAAUAUUCCAUCUAGAUUUUAUACUGGAGAAUAAAUAAAAAUAACAUCUGCCCAAAUAUACUGAAAUGAAUUUACCGGAAGAAUAAAAAAAAAAAAUUACACACAACCCGAAAAAAAGAAAAGAAAAAUUUCACCUGCUUUUGACUACAAAACAUUUAAAGAAAAGUUUUGUCUGCAAGAAUUUUUUUGCUCUAAACUUUUGAGGAUGUUUUUCCACGGAGAAAAACGUUCUCAUUCCAAUGUGACGUCGUGCGUAAUAAAAAAGACUUUAGAUGUCACAUUGAAUGAAAGAAAAAUAAAUAAAUAAAAAGAAGUAAAAAUAAAGUAAAGAAGAAAAGGAUAAAUCGAGGCUUAGACCACGAAAGAAUAAAAAAAAAUAUUGAGAAAAUAAAAAGAAAUGGUAUUGAAGAAUGCCUAAUGAGGAGAUAAUUUCUGCUGAAGAUGAAAAUAUUAAAAAAAAGAAAA